Messenger RNA from Pogona vitticeps (central bearded dragon), 2345 nucleotides. RefSeq names its product leukocyte cysteine proteinase inhibitor 1. Lineage: Eukaryota; Metazoa; Chordata; Lepidosauria; Squamata; Agamidae. Gene Ontology annotation, molecular function: cysteine-type endopeptidase inhibitor activity. The record is from RefSeq and is a predicted model, not a curated record. Gene Ontology annotation, cellular component: cytosol.
UGCUGAGCCCCGGAGGGCUCCCCUCCCCCGCGCCCGCCUGCCCGGGGCGCUUGCCUCUUUCCUCGCCCAUCCCUCCCUUUACCUGGCAGGAGCGGGACUGGACGCCAGCUUGCCUUGAGGUGGGGACUUUAAAGAUUUUGGUCAGUGGCAAACCGACCUAACCGGAUGGGGUCCCUUGGCUUCUCCCCCUCCCGUGUUGAGAAGGGGGUGAUCCUACCCCCACCCCACCCUCACACCCGCAUCGCCUGCAAAACCCUCCAGCCGCCCUGCCGCGGACAGACCAAGAGGCACCGGGCGUGUUGCACCGGGCAGGGAUGCGCAAUGGGCAGAGCUCUCCCACGCGCGACGACAGGGUGCCUGGCAUCGCCCCACACAAGAAGCAAGAGGCGGCGCCCGUUUCGGAAGGAACAAGGUGCCGGGCCCCCUCCCCGCCGGGCAGCUUUCAGACUCGCCUCUCCAAGGAAAAGUGGGCAGCCAUGAGCGUCGGAGGACUGACCCCCGAAAGAAAGGCCACCCCUGAAAUCCAGGCAAUCGCGGACCAGAUGAAGUCCCAGCUGGAAGGCGAGGUCAACGAGAACUUUGCCAUCUUCCAGGCCAUCUGCUACCGUUCGCAGGUCGUCGCGGGAGCCAACUUCUUCAUCAAGGUCCAGAUUGGGCAUGGGGUGACUGACUACGUCCACCUGCGCAUCUUCCAGGCCCUGCCGGUUUACGGGGGCCAGUGCAAGCUCUCCGGCUACCAAAUGCACAAGACCCGGGACGACCCCAUCAUCUACUUCUAGUCGAGCAGGGGGACUGCCAUGGCCAGCCGGCCAGAGGUACCCCCCCCCCAGAGCUUUUCUCUGAGGAUAUGGCUGCGCCUUUGGUGAAGCAGGCGGCGCUCCGCUGAUGCCACAGCGCCACAAUUAAAGACUAAACGGUGCACCAAGACUUGUGGUUUUUGCUGCCUAGCAUUAGAUCUUGAGCUGGUAGAGCUGAUCACUAGGCUUUUCCCAUAACGGCUGUUCUAAGGAGAGCCUUCGGAAGUCAGGGGAUUGACAAAGGUCCAACUGCAGGAUUAGUAAGUAAGAGCCACAAUUUUUUUAAAUUGCCUAAAAGCCCAGUCCAGCCCAGACUGAGCUUCCCCCUUUGGAUGUUUGCAGGAGCUGACCCAGCCACGACAUCAUUGGCCAUAUGUAUUCCUCGCCCAGUCCCUCGCUCCCUUAGGGGGAUCCACCUGGAGAUCUUCACAGCCUGUUCACCUUCUCACUCUAAGAGAUGGUUUGAAGUCAUCUGAAAAUCUGCCACCAAACAUCUCGUUCUUAAUUAAAAGCCCCUUAUGAGCAUCUUUAAAAGGAUCAAGCCUAGGGCAGAUCUCUGAUGACUCCCCCACACACAGAGAGAGAGCUCACACUCCCACCCUGCCAAAGAACUCUUAGCAUUUUCUCCAUUUUGCUUCAUGCUCUUCUGUUGAUCCGUAAAAGCACCUGCCCUCUUAUCUGAUGACUAGGUAGUUUGCUCAGGAGCCUUUCUGUGGUGAGGGACUUUUCUUACUGCAAUGCUGCAGAAAAUCUGGAUCCCGCCAUAGGGCUGAGCACAGGCUCUUUCAGUUGCUGCUAAGAACAGCGAUGCAGGUGGGCCACCUCUGGAUUUAGGGUGAGCCCCUGGCAUGAUCUCCUCUCCCCCCUGUUCUCUCCCACUCCCACCACAAGACUGGGCCUGGAAAGUCCCCAUUCUGGCUCCUCAAAUCCUUCUUCUGCAGCCCUUAUUGUCUGCUUGCAUCUCUUUUGGGCAAGGCCCGGGUCACCUUGGUUUUCCUGCUUUUCUAAAUGAGGCCUUCUGUUCCCUCACAGCCUUCCAGCUGAUGCUUGUAGGCACAAAUACUUAAAAUACGUCCUUUUAACUAAUGAAAAGUUACAGGUAUUACUGCCAUCAAAAAAUCUUGCAACUAUGAGAAGUUGCAGACAUUAGAAUAAAAAACUUAAAGUAUAAGCAGAAAUUAAAUCAGGUCAAAAUAAAGAAGCUUGUAGCCUAAAAGAGGCAAAUAUAAAACAAAAGACACAGAAUACAUCUCUUAAAACAUUCAAGUUCUUAAAAGUAAGAAUAUAUAAAUUAAAAAGCAUUUUGUUGUUUAGUCGUUAAGUCGUGUCCGACUCUUCGUCACCCCAUGAAACAGAGCACACCAAGACCCUCAUGUCUUCUAAUGCCUCCCAGUAUCCUUACUUAAAAAGCAUGGAAAAUAUAUAAGUUGUGGAAAGUAAAAAUAUAUAAAGUAAAAUGCAUUACUUAGUCUUAAGAAUGUUAUGAACAUACACAGAAAAAUAAUACAUUUUCUACAUUGCUCAACCAACCGUACUAAUUAAAGUCUA